UUCUCGUAAACCUCACAGGGGUGCUCACCUUGUCUGCUCUGGGUAGAUGGAACCUCCUAGAGCUGGCACAGCGGAUGAUGGCGAUCUUCUACAAGACUACAUCUGGGCUGCCCACCGUGGAACCAGGCAACAUUGUCACCAGGUGGGGUCGUGGCUGCAUGGGCACUACAGGCGAGAUGCUUGAGCCAGCUGUGCGCAUGGUACUAGGGAAUUACUUUGGCGCCAUGGAUGGGCAGCCAUCGCCCCUCCAAGUGCUAAGCGCCACCACAACUGUGUGGCUGCCAGGAACGCCUCCGGAGAGUGUUUUUAACUACCUGUGCAAUGGGCAACGCCGUGGCGAGUGGGAUGCCUUCGUCUGUGCCGGCGCAGUGCAGGAGUUGAGCUCAGUUGCCACGUGCCCCCACCUUCAUGGCAAUGCUGUUUCUGUUCUCUGCCCUAAUGUGACCAAUGCAGCUAACAACGCCAUGCUGUUCCUGCAACAGACAAGCAUCGAUGUCUCGCGCGCGCUAGUUGUGUACAGCGUUGUUGAAGAGACCAUGCUUCGUUCCGUCCUGGAUGUUAGCGACGACACUUCAAACUUAGUCCUCCUGCCAUCUGGAUUCGCCAUCCUCCCAGAUGGCCAUGGCAGGGCUCACCAUGCCGCUGCUUCCAACUCCUCCAGCGCUCUUGCCGGACUCAACGGAACUGCAGGAUGUCUUCUCACCGCAGCCUACCAGGUACCGGUGCCAUUCAACAAUCUCCGUCAUCCAGAUGUGCAAGAGACCUACGAGAAUGCUGGAAAGCGGAUCUGCCAUGCGAUAAAGAAGAUCAUGGAUGCUGUUGGGGCACCUAUUGUUGUCCCAAUCUAAUGCGGGUUUAUUUGUUACAUAAACAUGGCGGUGAUACCAUUUGGGUCAAGGUUGGAGCAAACUUUUUACUCUUAUUUCCGCAGCAGCUUUGUUUCUGAAAGACGACUCCAUGACUUCUGUUAUCCAAUUAAGUUAGUUUACCGAAUUUUAAGAACCAUUUUGUUUUCCAGACUAUACAAUACAAUGCCACCAUGAACUAAUUAUGCUGGUUUUAAUUAUGCCGACUAUUUAUGAUUUGUU
This is a messenger RNA of Zea mays, 1088 nucleotides long. RefSeq names its product homeobox-leucine zipper protein ROC6. Bases 75 to 848 code for a protein of 257 amino acids. The record is from RefSeq and is a predicted model, not a curated record. The transcript has 2 exons. NCBI's taxonomy places the organism in Eukaryota, Viridiplantae, Streptophyta, Magnoliopsida, Poales, Poaceae.